GGGCCAAGAGCCCCCAAACCAUGUAGUUCAAGUGCCUUACAACAGCUCUCGCCCAAAACCAUUUCUAUAGCUCUAUCUUUCCAUCCUAAUCCCCCUUUACAAACACACAAGAAACUACAGCCUACAACAAUGGUAGUCCUGUCCAAACCAACAAUAGAACAGUACUCUAACAUCAGAAACUGCUUGAAUCCCACAUUAUACUCUGGAAUUCCCCUGAUAGAUCUCUCGAAACCCGACUCCAACCACCUCAUAGUCAAGGCCUGCGAGGAUUUUGGAUGUUUUAAGGUCAUCAAUCAUGGAAUUUCAAUGGAGUCCAUCGCCAACUUAGAAUCUAAAGCUGUCAGAUUCUUCUCUCUACCACUCUCACAGAAAGAAAAAGCAGGGCCUUCUGCUCCUCUGGCGUAUGGUAACAAGAGUAUUGGACCCAACGGGGAUAUUGGUUGGGUGGAAUACCUUCUUCUCACAGCCAAUCUAGAUUCAUGUUCUCAGACAUUUCUGUCAGUUUUCGGAGAAAACCCAGAAAAGUUUCGUUCUGUUUUCAAUGACUAUAUAUCAGCUGUGAGGAAAAUGGCAUGCAAGAUUUUAGAAUUGAUGGCUGAUGGAUUGAAGCUUCAACCGAGAAAUUUGUUCAGUAAGCUUCUGAUGGAUGAACAGAGUGACUCUGUUUUCAGGCUAAAUCACUACCCUCCAUGCCCAGAGCUUCAAGCUUCGAAAGGCGCCAAUAUGAUCGGAUUUGGAGAGCACACUGACCCACAAAUCGUUACCGUGCUGAGAUCCAACAACACAUCAGGCCUCCAAAUUUCUUUAAGAGAUGGGAAUUGGAUUUCAGUCCCACCUGAUCAGAACUCAUUCUUCAUUAAUGUUGGUGAUUCUUUGCAGGUUAUGACUAAUGGAAGGUUCCAAAGCGUAAGGCACAGGGUAUUGACAAACAGCUUGAAAUCUAGAGUUUCAAUGAUAUAUUUUGGGGGACCACCUUUAAGUGAGAAAAUAGCUCCAUUACCCUCACUCGUGGAAGGAGAAAAAAGCUUGUACAAAGAGUUCACGUGGUUUGACUACAAGAAAUCUGCUUACAAUUUAAGAUUGGCAGAUAACAGGCUUGAGAACUUUAAGAGAAUUGCAGCCCCGUAAUGUAACAUACCUCUCACGUUUUAGGCAAAACAAAACGGUGUUUCAAUUCUUAGAGCACUACCAUGGAUUAUGUAAAACAAAUUGUAACGCCU
Juglans regia (Persian walnut) is the source of this 1220-nucleotide messenger RNA. RefSeq names its product gibberellin 2-beta-dioxygenase 1-like. Bases 130 to 1128 code for a protein of 332 amino acids. The record is from RefSeq and is a predicted model, not a curated record. Gene Ontology annotation, biological process: response to light stimulus; gibberellin catabolic process. Lineage: Eukaryota; Viridiplantae; Streptophyta; Magnoliopsida; Fagales; Juglandaceae. The transcript is spliced from 3 exons.